GCUGCUGGCGCUGCGUUGGAGCCAAGCUACUCCGAGUUCCAGCUCCGAGCGCCAGUGGCUUCUGGCCAAGGCAGCGCCGCCGAAGCGCCCUCAAGGACGCUGACGCCUCUCCAAAGCCGGGGGCGCGCUAGGGCGCACGGCGUCCCCUGGCGUCCAGUCGCCGCGCCUCCUCCGGCGUCCCUCCAGCUGCAGGGAGAGGCGCAUGGCGCUGCUUUGGGGUCUCGGGGUCCUGUUGGCUGCCUGCGGUCCUUUCGGAUCUGGGGGACUCCUCUUCCCCGGAGCGGCGCCGGAGCCCCGCGGAGCCGUCCCGAGAGCGCAGGGUGGAGGUGACAGUGUCCGGCGGCGAUGGGACGAGCGGACCUGCUCCUGGCCCGUCACCCCAAAGAUCCUGCAAGGCGGUCGGCCUGUCAGCUUGAAGGAAGCCGCGCUGGGGUGGAGGGGUUUCCCUGCUCUCCUGAGGGUUGCACUGGAGGUCGAGGGAGACAACCUCCUCUUGGACUUAGUACAGAAUUGGGAACUGCUGGCGGGCAGCCAAGGGCUUGCCUAUUACCUUCCCAACGGGACGAGGGUGACGCAUCGGACGACCACAGAGGGCAAUUGCUGUUAUCGGGGCGACAUGCAGGGGUACCUCGACUCCUGGGCCAAUGUCUGUGUUUGCUCUGGGCUAAGCGGUCUCCUGGUCCUGUCCAGCGACCGAAGCUACAGCCUCGAGUCCGGUGCAGAGGAGGGGACGAGAGCCUACAGACUUGAGUCAGUCAGGCAAGAGUCGGGGGAAUGCAGGCUUGUCUCUCUGUCCCCCGGACAGCUCUGCCGACAGCCGCAGCUGGAGCGCAGUCAGCUACAAAGGGUUAAACGAGAGGCGGAGCCUGAGCGUGGAUUCGUGGAGCUGGUGAUGGUGGCUGACCGCGCAGAGUUCGAGCUGGACCCAGACCUUGACCGAACCCGGACACGGAUGUUAGAGAUUGCCAGCCACAUGGAUGGGUUUUACCGGAUGCUGGGUCUGCGGGUGGCUCUUGUCGGCAUCGAAGUUUGGAACAAGGGGGACCGACUGUUGAUGGACGGUCCGCCUCGGGCAGUGCUGGAGCGCUUCCUGCGUUGGAGACAGGAGGAGCUGCUUCCCCAGAUUCCGCACGACAGCGUCCAGCUCAUCAUGGGCUCUCCGUUCACCGGCGGCACAAUAGGAGCAGCCACGCAGGGUUCAAUUUGUUCCAAGCGCUCUGGAGGGAUCAGCAUGGAUCACUCCGUCAGCCCUUUAGUAAUGGCCUCCACCCUCUCCCACCAACUAGGCCACAACCUCGGCCUUGACCACGACGGUGCCGGCUGUGGUUGCGACGGUUCCAGCCCCAACCUCCCCCCUGGCCGCAGCUGCAUCAUGGAGCCACCAACAGGUAUCAUGCCCGGGCUGAGUUUCAGCAGCUGCAGCCACCGGCAACUCCAACAGAUCCUGCAGAGCAAUCGAGUCUGGUGCCUCCUCGACGUCCCUGAUCCGGGGCGCCUGGUGGACUCUCGCUGUGGGAACCAUUUUGUGGAGGCCUGGGAGGAAUGCGAUUGCGGCCUCCGAGAGGAGUGCGCAGAUCCGUGUUGCAAUGCAAGCACGUGCCAGCUCGUGGCCGGAGCUCAGUGUGCCACGGGGGGAGCUUGUUGCCACGAGUGCAAGCUGCGCGCUGCGGGAUUUGUCUGCCGGGGACCCCAGAACGAAUGCGACCUCCCCGAGUACUGCGACGGCGCCUCACCGCGCUGCCCCGCCAACGUCCACAAGCAGGACGGGAUGUCGUGUGGGGGCAGCAAGGCAGUCUGUUAUGGGGGGGUCUGCCCCACCUACCUGAGCCAGUGCCAAGAACUUUGGGGCCCAGGAUCAGUCCCGGUGUCGGACACCUGCGUGGCCUCUUUGAACGGCAGAGGCGACCUGGAGGGGCACUGCGGUCAGCACCCCAAUGGCUCCUAUGUUUCGUGUGCAAAGAGGGAUGCGCGGUGCGGGCGGCUACAGUGCCAAAGCAGCCUUGCCAGCACUGGAAAGCAAAACCGAACAGCCAGAGUGCCCGAUUGCUCACAUAACACCCCGAUUCCUGUGGACGACAUUCUUGAUCUGGCCAUGGCAUUGCCUGGCACAGCCUGUGGGGCUGGCAAGUUACAGGUGUGUGUCAACAAACGGUGUCGAGAUCUUUCCUCCUUGAAACUGCCGGUGUGCCAGUGCAACGGGCAUGGGGUAUGUAACAGUAAAGGGCACUGCCAUUGUCAGUCAGGAUGGGCUCCUCCAGACUGCCUGAGCAGCGGACUUGGGGGCAGUAUAGACAGUGGAUCACCUGCUGCAGAGCCAACGGGCAGCACCACCUCGACCGUCUUAGUGCUGAGUGUCCUGCUUGUCGCCCUGGUCCUGGCCUUCGGGCUGUGCUUCGCCAAGCGGAUUGGCCUCCACAAGCGCCUCUGCAAGUUCGGCAAGGGCACCAGCUGCCAGUACAGUGCUGAGACAGAGUCCCGGGUGCGAUUCCUCCGCCCAGCUGAGCAAAGAGGGAUCACACAGCCAGAGCCUCGGAGUUACAGCCAGGCCCCUCCGGAGCGCCCCCGUCCUCCACAGUGGAGGCAGAACACUGAGCUCCAGCUCAUGCCCACUUGUAAGCCUGAUCCCCUUGGCACUACGCGGCCUGACCCGCCGUCCAAGCCUCUUCCGCCUGACCCGGUCCCAAGGGGUCAACAGGACAGGCCCGCGCCCCCCAUGCGCCCGUUGCCUGCUGAUCCCAUUCCUAAAGAUGCUCAGCCCCCCGGUCUGGCCAAACCUCCGCCUCCCCGGAAACCGCUCCCUUCGGAUCCUCCCCGAGCUGAGCUGUGCGCCGUUCCCAGCUAUGACCUUCGGGCCCAGAUGCUGCCUUCUAGGCCUGCUCCUCCUCCCCCUUCUACGGCGACCGGACCAUCGUUGCACAUCCAUGAAAUCUAAUCUGGCCGGCCCAGGCCCACGGACUCUUAACGGCGUGCCGCCUUCUCCAGCCGAAACAGCCCAAAUGAGGACAACCCCCCCAA
Rhineura floridana is the source of this 3015-nucleotide messenger RNA. RefSeq names its product ADAM metallopeptidase domain 15 (gene ADAM15). Lineage: Eukaryota; Metazoa; Chordata; Lepidosauria; Squamata; Rhineuridae. The record is from RefSeq and is a predicted model, not a curated record. The coding region runs from base 203 to 2932 and encodes 909 amino acids. Gene Ontology annotation, molecular function: integrin binding; metalloendopeptidase activity. The transcript has 25 exons. Gene Ontology annotation, biological process: innate immune response; proteolysis; integrin-mediated signaling pathway.